This is a messenger RNA of Trichoderma asperellum CBS 433.97, 651 nucleotides long. The record is from RefSeq and is a predicted model, not a curated record. NCBI's taxonomy places the organism in Eukaryota, Fungi, Ascomycota, Sordariomycetes, Hypocreales, Hypocreaceae.
AUGGAUGUUCUCUUGAUCUGGCCAUUUCUUAGCUUGAUUGCAGGGGCUCCUGUAAUACUUGAGCUCUGCAAAUCACCAAAUUAUUCUCUAGGUGCUUAUCCAAGGCGCCAAUCUGCAUGGAGAUCAUUAAUUAACGAUCAAUCUUGGUGGAUGAGAGCUGCGUUACCUAUGUACUUGUUGCAUCAAUUCGAAGAACACGGUUAUGAUAUUCUGGGGAGGCGGUACGCAUUUCGGUCCCAUUUCUGUGAUCAACUUGGCUUCGAAAACAUCGAAGAAUGUCCAUUGACGCCACUAGUUAUACUCUUUGUCAACAGCACAACAGUGUGGGUGACUGCGAUUUUCGCUCGCACAAGGAUUAACGUCGCCAGAAGCUUUUACGGGUUUGCUUUCAUAAACGGAUUAACGCACGUAAUACCAUCGUUAAUGGACGGACUAGCCUAUAACCCAGGCCUUGUGACAACCUGGCUAUUGUUCUUCCCUGGGGCAUAUUUGGCGCUUCGAUUGCUUGGAGGAGCAGGAAGAGGAAUUGCAUCUGGAAUUAUAUGUCACGUUGUCUUGAUGGGCUCGAUGAAGCUCGCUGCUAAAGGUUAUGUUAAUGAGUGGGCUCUUUGCAGUGUUCAGGUAUUGAAUACCCUAUUGUUAAUUAGUUUU